CCGAGCCAUCCAUUCCCCGUCGCUGCUCCCCGCUUCAUGCUCGCGAUCUGCAGCCUUUUAGAUGCGUUGUUGAUCGUCUCAGUGGAUUCGGCGUUGUGUUCCUGGUCGAGCUCACUGUAGUUUGAGCCCCCCACAAAGUGAUUUGAUCACCUUCAGCCAUGGCGUGCGCCGCAGCCGUGUCGUCGUCUGGCCUCGUCGUGAAAUCCGCCGUCUCGUUGUCGUCGGCCAAGGGUGGGAUCAAUGGCGCUUCCGUGACCGUUGCUGCCCCCUGCGCUGCCCCCGUUGCGGUCAGGAGCUUCGCCGUGCGCGCGUCCAGGAGUGAGGAGAGCGAGACCGUCAGCCGCCGUGCCGCUCUCGCCCUCGUUGCCGGUGUUAUUGCCGCGGGUGCCAAGGUUGGGUCUGCCAAUGCGGCCUACGGAGAGAGUGCCAAUGUGUUCGGUGCUCCCAAGAAGCAGACAGGUUUUACCCCAUUCAUUGGUAAUGGGUUCUCUCUGGAUGUUCCAUCCAAGUGGAACCCCAGCAAGGAGAAGGAAUUCCCCGGAACCGUCGUGAGAUUCGAGGACAACUUUGAUGCUACCAACAACUUGUUUGUGUCCGUCACACCGGCAAAGAAGGGAUCCAUUUCCGAGUACGGACCACCAGAGAAGUUCUUGGACGAGGUCUCUUUCCUCUUCGGGAAGCAAGCCUACGAAGGAAAGACCGCCUCUGAGGGAGGUUUCCAGAACAACGCCGUUGCCACAGCUGCAGUUCUCGACGCUGCCUCCGUGGAGGUUAACGGCAGACCCUACUACAAGCUCAGCGUGCUCACCCGUACUGCCGAUGGAGAUGAAGGAGGCAAGCACCAGCUGAUCGCUGCCACCGUGAAGGACGGCAACUUGUACUUGUUUAAGGCUCAAGCUGGUGACAAGAGAUGGUUUAAGGGUGUGAAGAAGUUCGUUGAGGGUGCCUGGAACUCAUUCAACGUUGCGUAGAUUGUGUACUUUUUUCUGUAAUGCAGCAUUAUUCGUAAAUUGUCAAUAUUCCACUGCAAAAUACCUCGAGAAUUUCUAAAUUUUCUGAGACUUGGAUGUCGGUUUUCUAUUGUUUCGUCAUUGUUGAUAGGUCUCCUCACCAGUUGUACUGUGUUUCAAUGUCUUAUCUUCGUACCUGCGAGUGACCUUAAUUUUAGUAACCAACGAGCUGCCCCCAGCACAAUUCAGAGAUGUUUUA
Messenger RNA from Physcomitrium patens, 1209 nucleotides. RefSeq names its product oxygen-evolving enhancer protein 2, chloroplastic. The record is from RefSeq and is a predicted model, not a curated record. Gene Ontology annotation, molecular function: calcium ion binding. Gene Ontology annotation, biological process: photosynthesis. Gene Ontology annotation, cellular component: photosystem II oxygen evolving complex; photosystem II; extrinsic component of membrane. Lineage: Eukaryota; Viridiplantae; Streptophyta; Bryopsida; Funariales; Funariaceae.